Vitrella brassicaformis is the source of this 1043-nucleotide messenger RNA. NCBI's taxonomy places the organism in Eukaryota, Vitrellaceae. The record is from the annotation of a GenBank genome assembly.
CGUUUGUGCAUAGUUAGUUGGACAGCCACGAGUUGAUGAGGCGUCGGCAUCAAUCAAGUACACACAUACAUGAAUGCAACCAUCCAUCCAUCAGUUCAUGUCAUGCAAUCACUGCAUGCGUCCACCAAUCCAAUCAGAGGCAGCGCCCGCUGUGGUCUACCCAUUCACUCAUUCAUAUGAUCAGCAAGCACCACACACACCCACUUCCCCACCGCCAGCCCAGCCCCAUGACGCCCAGCUGUGCGUGAAGCCAUCCAUCCAUUGAUCAGAAGUCAUCAUCGUCAUCAUCUUUCUUGCGUCUGCCCCCGCGUCUGGGUUUCUUGUCCUUGCGAGUUGCAUCGGGUGAGGUGUACUCGCCGUACAGCUCGAUCUCCUCCUGCCGGAUCCGCUCAGUCUGCUGCGCAAAGUAGUCUUUCAGGAAGGUCAGAAUGAGGAAGGCCACCCCCACGCUGGCGGCCGCCACCACACAUAUCCAGGCCGACUGCAGAAUGCGGAUGCCCCUCAGGCGCCGGUCCAGGAAAUCUAUGUCGUACAAGACACUCUCGUGCAGCGGAAGAUCGGUCGUGCGGGGCGAGAAGAGAAACCGACGGGUCAGCAGAGCCUCCUGCCCGGGAAGCGUCAAGGCGGACGCCAAACAUGGCCAGCGGGUGGAAGCCACCCCAACACCCAGCAUCCUCCCUGCUGCAGUCCCAACAGCAUGCACCGCCUGCAUCAGCCGCCUUGGUUGCUGUACAGAUGAGUCCAGGGAGGCUGGAAAGAUCCUCACGGGGUGGAGAUGCCGUGCUGGCAAAUGAGCGGGGAGGGGAGAGCGGCUUGUUGCGCCGAAUAAUCGUUGACGCGCACUUGUCAUCCCAGCACGGCUCGUAACACGAAACGCCUCCAAGCUGACGAUGAGCCACAGCACCAACACUGCUGUCAGCCUUAAUGACCCCCCAUAUGGUAAAGAAUUCAUCCUUGAUAAGUAUUCUAGGGAAGAAGGGACGAUGACAAGGGCGUCUCCGCCCGUCUCACGACCUUAUCAUGCACCAGAUCUGGGCAAAGCC